ACAGAUCUCGAGACGAAAACCUCGCAGACAGCUCACACAUUCACGUCGAAUUCACCCGACUUUGCAAGAUCUUACUUUUGCCUGCUGGAUUGCACUGGAAUAAGUAGGGUGAUUCACUCCACGAGUUUUUUGAACCUCUAUUCAAUUCCUCUUUUCCCGAACAAACGCCUCGAACCAACCUCCACACAACAACGCAAUGUCACGGAUACAGAUCCCCCUCGACGUGCUGACGUCGCGGCUGAACCUCUCAGAUAGGUUCGCUGGCGUGCGGUCACAGUCGCUGUCCAACAGAUUUGCGAACCUUAAGCCCAUCUCCGAAUUUCUCGAUCUCAAGAGGCUGUCCAAGCCGGCCAAUUUCGGAGAAGUUCAGUCGAGAGUCAACUACAACCUUGGACACUUCUCUAGCAACUACUUCGUUGUCUUCUUGAUGUUGAGUAUCUACAGCUUGCUUACCAAUCUGGUCCUACUCUUCGACAUCAUCCUCGUCGUCGGUGGCAUGUGGGGAAUCGGCAGACUGGAAGGAAGGGAUCUGGAUGUCGGCUUCAUCAAAGCAACUUCAUCCCAGCUUUACACCGCCCUUCUCAUCGUUGCCGUCCCUCUCGGCCUGUGGGCAUCACCAAUUACAACAAUCCUCUGGCUCAUCGGCGCAAGCGGAGUCAGCAUUCUAGGACACGCCUCAUUCAUGGAUAAACCGAUCGAUGAGGCUUUUUCCGGGGAGGCAGUCUAGGUGGUCGGCUGCGAUCUCCCAAAUCUGUGCCCCAAUGGGGAAGACCACCAGGGGCGAAGGGGAGCAGGAGGCGCAGGCAAUGGGAGGAGGAGCAGGCAUUGUGGGAGGCGCAGGCUCGUGUGGAGGAACUUGAUAGCGACGAUGAUACAGAUACACAA
Molecule: messenger RNA, 885 nt
Organism: Hyaloscypha bicolor E
Lineage: Eukaryota; Fungi; Ascomycota; Leotiomycetes; Helotiales; Hyaloscyphaceae
Product: prenylated rab acceptor 1
Exons: 1
Coding region: 197-727 (176 amino acids)
Cellular component (GO): Golgi apparatus
Source: RefSeq, a predicted model, not a curated record